Molecule: messenger RNA, 3967 nt
Organism: Mercurialis annua (annual mercury)
Lineage: Eukaryota; Viridiplantae; Streptophyta; Magnoliopsida; Malpighiales; Euphorbiaceae
Product: ABC transporter G family member 28-like
Exons: 14
Coding region: 203-3550 (1115 amino acids)
Molecular function (GO): ABC-type transporter activity; ATP binding; ATP hydrolysis activity
Source: RefSeq, a predicted model, not a curated record
CAACUUCUAAUUACAUACCCAACUACCCAAUUUAUGUCAUUAAAUCUUUUAAAUUCUUAUUGUCUCCAUUAUUUUCUUAGCUCAUUCUUUGAUUUAUUCAUUCAUUUUUUUCACUUAAUUUUGCUCUAAUUCCUCAAAAUGAGCAAUCUUUAAUAACUUUUGUUAUCUGGGUACUCUUAAAACUUGUAUUUACUGCAAAAAAAUGAGUUUAAAGAGGAUAAAAAUCCUUACUUUUUGGCCAGUUCUAAUAAAAUUUAUCAUUGUUUUUAGUUUGGUAAAUUUUGUGGAGUGUCAAGAUGUGGGUGACUAUAAUGAAGUUGAUAAUCCUGCUGUUUUACCUUUAAUUACUCAGAUUGUUUAUAGCAGGCUUUCUAAUUUGACCACAAUUAUCAGUAGAGAUAUUAGCAAUCGGUCUAGCUUCUGUGUUAAAGACUCGGAUGCUGAUUGGAACCGAGCAUUCAAUUAUUCUUCCAAUUUGGAUUUCUUGGCUUCUUGCAUUCAGAAAACUAAAGGAGACAUCACACGGCGGAUAUGUACAGCAGCCGAAAUGAAAUUCUACUUUAAUAGUUUCUUUGAUUCAUCAACAACUGACAAUUAUUUGAAACCUAACAAGAACUGUAAUUUAACUUCAUGGGUCAAUGGCUGUGAGCCGGGAUGGGCUUGCAGUAGUGGACAAGAUCAGCCAGUUGACCUUGAAAAUUCACGGGUCAUUCCUUCAAGAACUCUCAACUGCCAUAGCUGUUGUGAGGGCUUCUUCUGUCCUCAUGGUCUUACAUGCAUGAUACCUUGCCCUUUAGGUUCCUAUUGCCCACUUGCAAAGCUCAAUAAGACUACUGGUGUGUGUCAACCAUAUCAUUAUCAGCUACCUCCGGGGCAGCCAAAUCAUACAUGUGGAGGAGCAAAUGUUUGGUCUGAUAUUAAUAGCGGUAGUGAGAUUUUCUGUUCAGAAGGCUCAUUCUGUCCAACAACAGUCCAGAAAAAUAAUUGCAGUAGUGGGCAUUAUUGUAGAACAGGCUCUACAUCUGAAACAAAUUGCUUCAAAUUGACUUCAUGCAAAGCCAACUCUUCAAGUCAAAAUAUUCAUGCAUAUGGAAUUUUGCUCAUUGCUGCACUAACUACUGUGCUAAUUAUUAUUUACAACUGCUUCGACCAAGUUCAUACCACUCGAGAGAGGAGACUAGCCAAAUCCAGGGAAGCAGCAGCAAGAAGUGCAAGGGAAACAGCAAAAGCCCGACAGAGGUGGAAGAAUGCAAAAGAUUCAGCUAAAAAACAUGCAAGUGGAUUGCAAGCUCAUCUCUCUCAUACUUUUUCUCGUAAGAAAUUGGACAAGCAUCCGGAAAAACUUAGGAUUUUGAAUGAAGAUAAAGCUGAAACAGAAGAUGAUUUAUAUCCACCUACACACUCAAGUACUUUCUCUACAUCUCAGCCAUUAUCUGCACCAUCUCAAGGGAAGAAAAGGGAACCUGGUGACCUCAUGCAGAUGAUGCACGAAAUUGAACGUGAUCCCGAUGGUUAUGAGGGUAUUAAUCUUGAAAUUUCAAAUCCAAAUGCUGCGGGAAACACGCCCAACAGAAAAGAAAUGACUACUCAUAGCCAGAUUUUUAAGUAUGCAUAUGCUCAACUUGAGAGAGAGAAAGCUAUGGAGCAACAGCAAAAGGAUCUUACCUUCUCAGGAGUAAUUAAGAUGGCUACCGAUAAUGGAAUCAAGAGAAGGCCUUUAAUUGAAAUUUCAUUCAAAGAUCUAAGCCUUACAUUGAAAUCCAAAAACAAGCAUUUAUUGAGGUGCGUAACAGGAAAAAUAAAGCCUGGCCGUGUUACUACUGUCAUGGGUCCAUCAGGAGCUGGAAAGACAACCUUUCUUUCAGCUCUUGCUGGGAGAACAAUUGGAUGCAACUUGAGCGGGGUGGUUCUUAUAAAUGGGAAAAAUGAGUCUAUCCGCUCCUAUAAAAAAAUCAUUGGUUUUGUUCCACAAGAUGAUAUCGUCCAUGGAAACUUAACGGUGGAAGAGAAUCUUUGGUUCAGUGCUCAUUGUAGACUAUCUGCUGACUUGCCCAAACCGGAUAAAGUUUUGGUUGUUGAAAGAGUUAUCGAGUCUUUGGGGCUGCAAACAGUACGAGAUUCCUUGGUUGGAACGGUUGAGAAGCGAGGAAUUUCAGGAGGACAGAGGAAGCGAGUAAAUGUGGGGUUAGAAAUGGUAAUGGAACCUUCACUUUUGAUCUUAGACGAGCCCACCUCUGGUCUGGAUAGUGCAUCCUCUCAGCUUUUGCUUAGAGCCCUCAGGCGUGAAGCUCUUGAAGGUGUGAACAUCUGCAUGGUCGUCCACCAACCAAGCUACACCUUGUUCAAAAUGUUUGAUGACUUAAUACUGCUGGCAAAAGGUGGCCUUACUGUUUAUCAUGGUCCUGUAAAGAAAGUUGAAGAUUACUUUGCUGGCCUUGGGAUUAAUGUGCCAGAGCGUGUUAAUCCUCCGGACCAUUAUAUUGAUAUUUUGGAGGGAAUAGUGAUGCCAAGUGCGAGUUCAGGUGUGAAUUACAAAGAGCUUCCGGUCAGAUGGAUGCUGCACAAUGGGUACACGGUACCCCAUGAUAUGCAGCACUACGUUGCUAGGCUUGAAGGCCUUGUAAAUGAAAAUCCAGCACAUGAACCAAAUUUUGGUGAUGGAAAGGAGGAACAAUCUUUUGCUGGAGAAUUAUGGCAAGAUAUGAAGAGUCAUGUAGAGUUACAUGGAGAUCACAUACGUCAUAAUUUCUUGAAAUCUAGGGAUUUAUCAAACCGGAGAACUCCAGGUGUUUACCAGCAAUAUAGAUACUUCCUUGGAAGGGUAGUUAAGCAGAGACUACGGGAAGCUAAAAUGCAAGCAAUUGAUUAUUUGAUUUUAUUGCUUGCUGGAGCCUGCCUAGGAUCACUAGCCAAAGUGAAUGAUAAUAAUUUUGGUGCUGCUGGUUAUACAUAUACCAUCAUUGCAGUUUCUCUGCUUUGCAAAAUAGCGGCUUUGAGAUCGCUUUCUCUCGAUAAGUUGCAAUACUGGAGGGAGUGUUCGUCUGGUAUGAGUAGCUUGGCUUACUUUCUUGCCAAAGAUACAAUUGACCAUUUUAAUACAGUAAUUAAACCAGCAGUCUAUCUUUCUAUGUUCUAUUCGUUCACCAACCCGAGAUCUUCCUUUACGGAUAAUUACGUUGUUCUUCUAUGCCUUAUAUACUGCGUGACUGGUAUAGCCUAUGCAUUGGCCAUCUUUUUUGAACCAGGUCCGGCCCAGCUGUGGUCAGUUCUUCUUCCAGUUGUUUUAACUCUCAUUGCAACGCGGCCAAAAGAUAGUAGAACGAUGAAGAAUUUAGCUAACUUAGGUUAUCCUCAAUGGGCUCUGGAAGCACUUGUCAUUGCAAAUGCUGAGAGGUACUACGGAGUGUGGUUAAUUACUCGUUGUGGUUCGCUUCUGAAAAAUGGAUAUAAUCUUCAUCACUGGGGUCUAUGUAUAGGCGUCCUCAUGUUAAUCGGUAUCAUUACGCGUUUCAUUGCAUUCUUUGGUAUGGUAACAUUGAAAAAGAAGUGAAGGGUGCAUUUCAAAAAGAAAUUACCAUUCCUUUCUUCAUUUAAUCAUGUGUGUAUAUAUCCCAUGACGCGAACUGCUGAAGCAAUAGACGACAGUUUCGAGCGACAUUCGGUGUAGAUGAUGCUAGCAAUGAUUGCAGAAGAUAUCAUUGCAUACAAAAUUCUUUGAGUUUUGCAGUAUAGAAUAGGACAUACAAGUAAACCAGGAUUGACUCGAAAAGUACUUGUUAAAUGAGUCAAAGUUCGAACUACUCGGCCAAGUCGAGUUUGAACUUUAAGAUAUUCAACUCAAACAUACUAGUGAUUUUAAUCAGAUUUCGGUAAAUUUUUUUAGCUUUUAUAAUCAUAUGUAUUUACAUUGAUAUCAUUACUUUUGUACUAAAAUUUUAAUAUUGGUAAUUGGGGAAUUUUUUAAGUA